Messenger RNA from Drechmeria coniospora, 7719 nucleotides. RefSeq lists its product as uncharacterized. NCBI's taxonomy places the organism in Eukaryota, Fungi, Ascomycota, Sordariomycetes, Hypocreales, Ophiocordycipitaceae. The transcript has a single exon. The record is from RefSeq and is a predicted model, not a curated record. The coding region runs from base 1 to 7719 and encodes 2572 amino acids.
AUGAAGGCCGGCAGCCGUCGGUGGCCAAGUGCUGGCCUCGGCUUGCUCGCACUCCUGAAGCUCUCGGCCGUCGCCGCACACCCUCUCCGGAAUGGCGGCACCCCUCGCAUCAUCUUUGAGACGACAGCCCGUGUCGUACUAGGCGACGACUGCGAUGAAUCGACGAAGAAUGAAUGGAACUCUGUUGCCCACGGCAGCAAGCCCUUCAAAUCAACCAGCUAUUGGCCCCUCCCCGGAGGCGGUGCCGAAAAUGGACAAACUAUAGACCUUGGACAACAGUCUCCCGCCAGCUGGGGACCCCAAGGGGGCAGCGGCUCGAACCAGAACGGACAAAACGGACAAGGCGUGCAGAACGGGCAGGUUCCCGAGCUGCAGAAGUCACAGUCUCAGCAACAAUCUCAGCAACAAUCUCAGCAACAAUCUCAGAAACAGGCUCAGCAACAAUCUCAGCAACAGACUCAGCAACAGGCUCAGGGGCAGGCUCAACAGCAAGCUCAGCAGCAGGCCCAGGGGCAGGCUCAGCAGCAAGCUCAGGGGCAGGCUCAGCAGCAAGCUCAGGGGCAAGCUCAGCAGCAGGCCCCGGGUCAGGCUAAGCAGCAGGCCCAGGGGCAGGCUCAGCAGCAAGCUCAGGGGCAAGCUCAGCAGCAAGCUCAGGGGCAAGCUCAGCAGCAGGCUCAGGGGCAGGCUCAGCAGCAGGCUCAGCAGCAAGCUCAGGGGCAGGUCCAGGGACAGACUGAGACCAAACAACAGGCACAAGGACAGCAAUAUCAGGGACAACAAGCCCAGGGACAACAAGCCCAGGGACAACAAGUUCAGGGUCAACAGGCUCAGGGCCAACAGGCUCAGGGACAACAGGCUCAGGGACAACAGGCCCAGACCCAGGGACAACAGGCCCAGGGACAACAGGCUCAGGCCCAGGGACAACAGGCUCAGGCCCAGGGACAACAGGCUCAGGCCCAGGGACAACAGGCUCAGGCCCAGGGACAACAGGCUCAGGCCCAGGGCCAACAGGCUCAGGCCCAGGGACAACAGGCCCAGGGACAGCAGCCCCAAGGACAAGGGUACCAAGGCCAGCAGUCUCAGGGGCCCCAGUUCAAGGAGCGACAGUACCAAGGGCAGCAGCAAAAUGACCCGCAGUCCGAGGGGGGACAGGGUCAGGAACAGCAAUCCGACGGACAGCAGUUCCAGACACUACAGGCUCCGGAACAGCAACCCGACGGAGAGCAGUUCCAUACACAGCAGGCUCAGGAACAACAAUCCGGCGGAGAGCAGUACCAGACACAACAGGCUCAGGAAAUGCAAUCUCAGGGAGAGCAGUACCAGGCGCAACAGGCCCAGGGUCUGCAACCCGAGAGAGAACAGUCCCAGCCGCAGCAAGUCGAUGAGAAGAAAUCUCAAGGCCAAGAGUUUCAGGUAGAGGCACAAGCGCCAGGAGGCCAGUUCGCGGAGCGCUACGUCACAAUUACCUACCCUCAUGCUGCAAAGGAGGCGAUCCCGGAGCCGACGACGCACUAUCCCGAGCCUGGAUGUGCCGCCUGCUUCGGAACCGUCAUCGAGUACAAGCCGGUGGCCACCCCUUACGUCACCGUCAGCGCAAAGGGCAAGGGACCGUACCCGACUGUGUCGAUGAGCGAGCCCGAGUGCGAAAAGUGCGACGGCAAAGUGUACGUGUACGAGCCCCAGCAACCGAAAGGAGGAUUCCCUAUCCCCGCGGCCAAGACGGUCAAGAUCAAGGGCGCCCACGCGGCUGGACCGCGCAUCACCUUGGCUCCGGUGCUUCCCCUGGACCCUAGCACAGUCGUUCUAGGCCCCGCAGGCUUCGACAAGCAACUCCCGACUUUCUUUGCCGAUAGUGCAACAAAGAAGGGCAUCGCGCGAACGGUGAUGCCGCAAGAACAGGAUGCUUCAGGGCCCAUCGUCAUCAUCGGCAAGCCAGUGAAGAAGGGAGACAAGCCGGCCACCUUGUGGCCCUGCGAUAUCUGCGGUGACAACCAGCGUCCUGCACCCCCGCAGUUGACCAUUCCCGGAUUCCAGCCUGGCCUCCCGUCCAUCGUGGUGAACAUCAACGCCGGCAACGGCAACGGCAACGCAAACGGCAACGACAACGGCCACGUCACCGCCGGCAACGGCAACGGAAACACCAAUGUUGAUACCAACAGCAACGUCAAUGCCGGCAACGGCAUCAGCGCAGGCAACGGCAUCAGCGCAGGCAACGGCAUCAGCGCAGGCAACGGCAUCAGCGCGGGCAACGGUGUCACCGCCAGCAACCAGGGAGGCGCGACCAACGUCCAGGCUGGCAACGGAAUCCAGGCCGGCAACGGCGUGUCGAGUGACAGCCACGGCGGUGAUACCAAAAUCGACGGCGGCAACUCGAAUGUCAGCGGAGGCAGCACCAACAUCAACGGCGGCAACACCAACGUCGACGCCGGCAACGGCAUUUCCGCCAACGGUCAAGGAGGCAGCGGCCAAGGCGGCAGCAGCUCGGGCGGAAACACCAACAGCAACAUCUCGGCUGGCAAUGGCAUCUCGAGCAACAGUGACAGCAAGGGAGGAGACAGCGGUGGCAACAGCGUCUCCGGCAACAGCACCAGCGAGGGCGGCAACAGCGAAGGCGGCAACAGCACCAGCGGCAACAGUAACUCCCUCGAAAACGCCAGCAGCAGUGGCGGAAACAAUCUGGCAAGCUCCAGCGAAGGUGGCAACAGCACUGGCGGCAACAGCGGGGGCAACCAGCUCGAUAGCACCAGCUCCGGAGGCAGUGCAUCUGGCGGCAACAGCACCAGCACUGGCGGCAGCAGCUCUGGAGGUAGCAGCACCGGCGGCAGCAGCACUGGCGGCAGCAGCACCGGCGGCACAAGCACCGGAGGCAACACGGGCGGAAACGAGCUCGCAAGCAAUGCCUCGGGCGGCAACAGCACAAGCGAGGGAGGCAGCAGCACCAACAACCUUGCCAGCACGAGCAGCGGCGGCAACAGCACCAGUGGCGGCAACGACUUGGCAAGCACCAGCGGCAGCACAAGCAACGGAGGCAACAGCACCAGCGGCGGCAACGCCCUCGACAAUGCCAGCACGAGCAACGGAGGCAACAGCACCAACGACCUUGACAAUGCGAGCACGAGCAACGGCGGAAACAGCACGAGCGGUGGCAAUGCCCUCGACAAUGCCAGCACGAGCAACGGAGGCAACAGCACGAGCGGAGGCAACGACAUUGCUAGCUCCAGCGGCAGCACGAGCAACGGAGGCAACAGCACCAACGCCCUCGACAAUAACAGCACCAGCAAUGGAGGCAACAGCACGACGUCGAGCAACAGCGGAGGCAAUGCCCUCGACAGCACGAGCAACGGAGGAAACAGCACGAGCGGCGGCAACGCUCUCGACAACGCCAGCACCGGCGGCAACAGCACGAGCAACAGCGGCGGAAAUGAUCUCGCCAGCGGCAGCAGCAGCGGCAGCAACAGCACCAGCAACGGAGGCAAUAGCGACAGCAACUCCAACGCCAAUGGUGGCAACAGCACAAGCGGCGGCAACGAUCUUGCCAGCACGAGCAAUGGAGGAAACAGCACCAGCGGCGGCAACAACCUAGACAGCCAAAGCAGCAGCGGAAGCAACAGCACCAGCGGUGCCAAUGGAGGCGAGAGCAGCAGCAACAGCACCAGCGGCGCCAACGGGGGUGCAAGCAACAGCAACAGCACCAGCAACAGCGGCGGCAAUGAGCUGGACAACGCAAGCGGUAGCAACAGCACGAGCGGUGGCAACGAUCUUGCCAGCGGCAGCAGCAGCAACAGCACCAGCAAUGGAGGCAACAGCAGCGCCAAUGGUGGCAACAGCACAAGCGGUGGUAACGAUCUCGCCAGCGGCAGCAGCAGCAGCAGCAACAGCACCGGCACUGGCACCGGAGGCACCAGCGAGAGCAACUCCAACGGUGGCAACAGUACAAGCGGUGGCAAUGAUAUCGCCAGCGGCAGCAGCAGCAACAGCAACAGCACUGGCACCGGAGGCACCAGUGAGAGCAACUCCAACGGCGGCAACAGCACGAGCGGUGGCAACGAUAUUGCCAGCGGCAGCAGCAGCAACAGCAACAGCACCGGCACCGGAGGCAACAGCAGCGCCAACGGAGGCAACAGCACUAGCGGUGGUAACGAUCUCGCGAGUGGCAGCAGCAGCAGCAGCAACAGCACUGGAGGCAAUAGCGAGAGCAACUCCAACGGUGGUAACAGCACGAGCGGUGGCAAUGAUCUCGCCAGCGGCAGCAGCAGCAGCAGCAAUAGCACUGGAGGCAACAGCGAGAGCAACUCCAACGGUGGCAACAGCACAAGCGGUGGCAAUGAUCUCGCCAGCGGUAGCAGCAGCAGCAGCAACAGUACUAGCAAUGGAGGCAACAGCAGCGCCAACGGCGGCAACAGCACGAGCGGUGGCAACGAUCUCGCUAGCGGCAGCAGCAGCAGCAGCAACAGCACCGGCACCGGAGGUAGCAGCGAGAGCAACUCCAACGGCGGCAACAGCACGAGCGGUGGCAACGAUCUUGCAAGUGGCAGCAGCAGCACUGGAGGCAACAGCACGAGCAACAGCGGAGGAAACGAUCUCGCCAGCGGCAGCAGCAGCAGCAGCAACAGCACUGGAGGCAGCAGCGAGAGCAUCUCCAACGGUGGCAAUAGCACGAGCGGUGGCAACGAUCUUGCGAGUGGCAGCAGCAGCAGCAGCAACAGCACGAGUGGCGCCAACGGUGGCAACAGCAGUGCCAACGGAGGCAACAGCACUAGCGGUGGUAACGAUCUUGCGAGUGGCAGCAGCAGCACCGGAGGCAACAGCACAAGCAAUAGCGGAGGAAACGAUCUCGCCAGCGGCAGCAGCAGCAGCAGCAACAGCACCAGCAAUGGAGGCAACAGCAGCGCCAACGGUGGCAACAGCACUAGUGGUGGUAACGAUCUCGCGAGUGGCAGCAGCAGCAACAGCAACAGCACCAGCAAUAGCGGUGGAAACGAUAUCGCUAGCGGAAGCAGCAGCAACAGCACGAGCGGCGCCAACGGAGGUGCUAGUAGCAGCAACAGCACGAGCAAUAGCGGUGGAAAUGAGCUGGAUAAUGCUAGCGGUAGCAACAGUACGAGCAACAGCGGUGGAAACAACCUGGAUAAUGCUAGCGGCAGCAACAGCACGAGCGGAGGGAACGACCUCGCCAGCUCUAGCAACAGCGCUGGAGGAAACAGUACCAGCAACAGCGGAGGCAACGAUCUGGACAACGCCAGUGGCAGCAGCAGUAGCAGCAACAGCACCAGCAACAGCGGCGGAAAUGAGCUGGAUAAUGCUAGCGGCAGCAACAGCACGAGCGGCGCCACGGGCGGCGCCAGCAGCAGCAACAGCAACAGCACGAGCAACAGCGGCGGCAAUGAGCUGGACAACGCAAGCGGCAGCAACAGCACCAGCAACAGCGGUGGUAACAACUUGGACAACGCCAGCGGCAGCAACAGCACGAGUGGCGCCAACGGAGGUGCUAGCAGCAGCAACAGCAACAGCACGAGCAACAGCGGCGGCAAUGAGCUGGACAACGCAAGCGGCAGCAACAGCACCAGCAACAGCGGUGGUAACAACUUGGACAACGCCAGCGGCAGCAACAGCACGAGUGGCGCCAACGGAGGUGCUAGCAGCAGCAACAGCACCAGCAACAGCGGCGGAAACGAGCUGGAUAAUGCUAGCGGUAGCAACAGCACCAGCAACAGCGGUGGAAACAACUUGGACAAUGCUAGCGGCAGCAACAGCACGAGCGGUGCCAACGGAGGUGCUAGCAGCAGUAACAGUACUAGCAACAGCGGCGGAAACAACCUGGACAAUGCAAGCGGCAGCAACAGCACGAGCGGUGGCAACGAUCUCGCCAGCACCAGCAACGGCGGCAACAGCAGCGCCAAUGGCGGCAACAGCACGAGCGGAGGAAAUCAGCUUGCGAGCACUGCCAAUGGAGGAAACAGCACGAGCGGAGGUAACCAACUCUCGAGCGAGGCACAGGGAGGCAACAGCACGUCCAACAGCAACGGCGGCAGCAACAACGCCAGCGCCAACGGAGGUAACAGUACCAGUGGAGGCAACCAGCUCUCGAGCGAUGCCCAGGGAGGCAACAGCACGUCCAACAGCAAUGGAGGCAACAGCAGCGCCAGCGGAGGCAACAGCACCAGCGGAGGCAACCAGCUCUCGAGCGAUGCACAGGGAGGCAACAGCACGUCCAACAGCAACGGAGGCAACAGCAACGCCAACGGAGGCAACAGCACCAGCGGAGGCAACCAGCUUGCGAGCACUUCCAACGGAGGUAACAGUACCAGUGGAGGCAACCAGCUCUCGAGCGAUGCCCAGGGAGGCAACAGCACGUCCAACAGCAACGGAGGCAACAGCAGCGCCAACGGAGGCAACAGCACCAGUGGCGGGAACCAGCUGUCGAGUGACGCCAACGGCGGCAACAGCACUUCGCUCAGCAACGGAGGUAACAGCAACGCCAACGGCGGAAACAGCAGCUCGCUCAGCAACGGAGGCAACAGCGACGCCAAUGCCAACGGUGGCAACAGCACAUCCCUCAGCAAUGGAGGUAACAGCAGCGCCAACGGAGGCAACAGCACGAGUGGAGGCAACCAGCUCUCGAGCGAUGCCAACGGAGGCAACAGCACAUCGCUAAGCAACGGCGGCAACAGCAACGCCAACGGCGGAAACAGCAGCUCGCUCAGCAACGGCGGCAACAGCAGCGCCAACGGAGGCAACAGCACGAGCGGUGGCAACCAACUGUCGAGCGACGCCAACGGCGGCAACAGCACGUCUGUCAGCAACGGAGGCAGCAACAACGCGAGCGCCAGCGGCGGCAACAGCACGAGCGGUGGUAACAACCUCGACAAUGCCAGCUCGGCCAACAGCACGAGCGGAGGAAACAACCUCGACAACGCCAGCUCGGCCAACAGCACGAGCGGCGGCAACGCUCUGGACAAUGCGAGCAACAGCACGAGCGGUGGCGGCACUCUGACUGGCGGAAACAGCUCAAGCCAGGGAGGCAACAGCACGAGCGGCGGAAACAGCCUGGACAACGCGAGCAUGGCCAGCAGCAACAGCACGAGCGGCGGUGGCACGCUGACGGGUGGCAACAGCUCCAGCCAGGGAGGCAACAGCACGAGUGGCGGCAACCAGCUGGACAAUGCGAGCAGCAGCAACAGUACGAGCGGCGGAGGUGUCAGCAGCAGCAGCAGCGGCAGCAACAGCACGAGCGGAGGCGGCACGCUGACGGGCGGAAACAGCUCCAGCCAGGGAGGCAACAGCACGAGCGGUGGCAACCAGCUGGACAACGCGAGCAGCAGCAACAGCACCAGCAACAGCGGCGGCAAUGACCUGGACAACGCGAGCAACAGCAGCAGCAACAGCACGAGCGGAGGUGGCACGCUGACGGGCGGAAACACGAACGGCACCAUCGUCGGCGGAAACACGAACGGCACCAUCAGCGGCGGAGAAACAUCGAGCACGGGCGGCCAGACCACCAGCAGCGGUGGCUCCAGCUCCUCCAGCGGAGGCACGUCCGACGCGAGCUCGGGCGCGAAUUCGACGUCCCAGAACAACGGCAACGUCACGGGCAUCCUUGGCCAGAACGAUGGCCAUCACGGGCCACCACACAAUGGCACCCAUGGCCCGCCCCAUCCACCACCGCCGCCACCCACAAGCACAUCCACUGACGUCCCAACGGGAUCACCAACACCGUGA